This is a messenger RNA of Theileria parva strain Muguga, 613 nucleotides long. RefSeq names its product OTU-like cysteine protease family protein (gene OTU2). The coding region runs from base 1 to 603 and encodes 200 amino acids. Gene Ontology annotation, biological process: protein deubiquitination. Gene Ontology annotation, molecular function: cysteine-type deubiquitinase activity. The record is from RefSeq and is a predicted model, not a curated record. Lineage: Eukaryota; Apicomplexa; Aconoidasida; Piroplasmida; Theileriidae. The transcript has 4 exons.
AUGGAUUUUUAUAAAGACGAACAAGUGUUAAGUACAUCGCAGAAGAAGAAACUUAAAAAGAAGUUAAAGCAAUACCAGGAACAGUUGGAAUCAGAGCAACGAUCAAAUUCAGAAGUUGAUGUUGGCAGGCAGGAAUAUAAACUUUUGCAGGAUAAAUUACAGGAGUUGGGUUUAAAAAUUCACGAUAUACAACCAGAUGGAAACUGUUUAUUCAAGUCCAUAGAACACCAGCUGAAAUAUUACAAUGAGAAUGGGUAUAAUUUACCAAAAUUCGAUUAUAUGGAUCUGAGAAGAUUAGCUGUGGAUCACUUAAAAAAGAAUCAAAAUGAAUACGAAAAUUUCUUAGCUCUAAGCAACACCAAUGAAAAUGUUAAAACGAACUACCUAACAUAUUGUGAAAAUAUGUUAAAGGACGGCGAAUGGGGAAGUGAGCUGGAAAUAAUUGUUUUAACUAAGCUAUUAAACUGUAAUAUUAAAAUACACAACUCCGACAACACAAUAGAGUACAAAGCAACAAAUAACUCUGGAACAACUCUAAACAUUUCCUAUCAUAAACAUCAAUAUGUACUGGGAGAACAUUAUAACUCUAUAAUACCAAUUUAAUAUAAAAUUU